AUGGCUCCAAUCGCUUUGCCUCAGAAUUCACCCAUACCUGUUCCUCAGGCACCUUCUGACCCCCCAACUGUCAAUGAUUUUCAUCGUGCAUGGCAGUAUCGCCGCGGCGUUGAAAGUGGCAUAUUUGCACUUGCGCCUAACGUAACGGCAACCCAUCUCACAGAUGCUCAUGCCUAUGAGACCAAGGUUUUGAUGGGAAUGUCUAACGACGUCGCGCCUCCGUGGCUUGCUGCCGCUCUCCAGCCUAUCCGGCAUGAACUUCGCAGGCUGCGAGAUGAGCUUCGCGAUUUCAGGGACGAAACCAGAGACAGCUUAGUGACCAUACAGAGAACAAGUGCAAAGACCCAUAAUAUGCUCAGCGCAGAAGGUACAAUCUGCCCCUACGAAGAAGUUCCUUUUUCCUGA
Messenger RNA from Sparassis crispa, 405 nucleotides. RefSeq lists its product as hypothetical. The record is from RefSeq and is a predicted model, not a curated record. The transcript is spliced from 4 exons. NCBI's taxonomy places the organism in Eukaryota, Fungi, Basidiomycota, Agaricomycetes, Polyporales, Sparassidaceae. The coding region runs from base 1 to 405 and encodes 134 amino acids.